Strigops habroptila (Kakapo) is the source of this 8253-nucleotide messenger RNA. It is a transcript of the gene KNL1, whose product is annotated as kinetochore scaffold 1. The transcript has 26 exons. Gene Ontology annotation, cellular component: nucleus. The record is from RefSeq and is a predicted model, not a curated record. Gene Ontology annotation, biological process: cell division; attachment of spindle microtubules to kinetochore; protein localization to kinetochore. The coding region runs from base 98 to 7228 and encodes 2376 amino acids. Lineage: Eukaryota; Metazoa; Chordata; Aves; Psittaciformes; Psittacidae.
UGGGUUUGAACAGCGGAGCGGCGGCGGCCGGAGCGGGGGGCAGCGGCCCGGGGCCGGGAGGGCCGCGGCGGCAGCGGCGGUACCACAUCCGUCAGAAAUGGAGAAAGUUUAUGCAGACCCCAUCACGGAAAUUGAUAACACAGAGAACAUCCGAGGGAAGCGGCUGUCCUCUAUUUUAAAGGCUCCACGAAAUCCUCUGGAUGAUCUGGGAAAUGGGAAUGAAUUGACACAGGAUAUCAACAUAGAGAAACGUAGGAGGAACUCCCGCCGUGUCAGCUUUGCCAACACCAUAAACUGCAGAGUCUUCCAGCCAGAUCUUAAGAAUAACACAGCAGAGAGAGAAAAUACAGAGUGUGCAGAAAAUACAGAGAAUGAUGUCUUGAAUGAAAAUGAAGAACCUGAGGCUGUUCCCUGUGAGAUCACUGGGAUGAACACCUUGCUUCAUGCCCCUAUCCAGGCACUGGUGCAGACUGAGUGGUAUGAUGCAGACAACGCCACUCAAAGACAAAACAGGCACAACACCACCUACAUCUUCUCAGAGGAGAAUGAAAUGGAUAUGACAGCCAGUCACACUGCUGUCAUCACACGUAACCUGAAGAACAACCAGGCUGAUGACACUGAGAAAAUAGAUAUCACGUCCUUUCUGGCAGGGUUAAACUCUAACAGUGGGAAGGCAGAAGGGAGCAAAGAAUUCCAAUUUUUCUCUGAUCCUACAAGCUAUUUGUGCCCACCUUCGGAACAGAAAGAAGAUGCAGCUACUGUAAAAAAAAUAGACUUCAAUGAAUUUUUGAUGAGCCUGAAGUCAAACGAGAAGACUCCGAGCCCUAUGGAGGGCCCUGAGAAAGAGAACGUUUUCUUUAUGCCUCCUCAAGUCACAGAAGCUGUGGCACCAUCAUCAGUGGAAUUUGCAUAUUCCCAUGAGCCACUGGACACCUGCAACGUGACCAAAGUCUUUAGAGGGGAAGAUGAUGGGAUGGAAGUGACCAAAUGCCAGGCAGCUGAUGUCAAAGCCAUGUUUUCUUGUCAAGCUCCACCACAGCAAUUACAGUGUGAGGAUGUUACCAAGGCCUUUGCAGAUGAUGGAAUGGAUAUGACAACCAGUCACACUGCAAAGGUGUCUUUUCCCUUCUCCAGUGUUGGGAAUCAAAGUCUAAACAUCCAAAAGGAUUUCCCAUCCACAGAGUUGGAUAAUUCCACAUUAAAGAGAGCAUCUCACCAGCACUUGAUUGUUCAGCAGGACCCUCAGCUUUGUACAGACAGAAAACCACUUGAAGACAGGCGAGAUCCCACCGUGCUGCAAGCUGCUAAACAAGAGGCCAGAGCAAUGGAUGCCAUCCCAGGAGCUGUUUCUUCUGAGCCUGUCUUCCGAGGUGAUAAAACUGAUGAUGUGUCUAAAUCUGAGGACAUGGAGAUAACUGGGAAUUACACAGAUGUCAUCUGUAAUGACAGCACCAAAGAAAUGAACAGUUCGCAUCAUAAAGCUUUUGAAAAGCCAGUUAAUGCAAACACUGAGCUGGCAGAACACAGCCAUGUGGCACGUGGUGGUAGGGACAUUGCAAAGAGCCUGGCAGCUUCGGAUCAUGGAGCUCCUGUGUUGUAUAAAACCAGUGCACUUGGACUGUCCUCAGGCUCGGAUGGACAAAGCAAGAAAGUGUCCCAAGAUCAUGGGAAUGCUUCAGUGAACGCUGGCUUCAGGUCCUGCACAAAUCCAGCAUCCUGUGAGGUUCCCAAGAGCAGACUCCAGCCCGGGCUAGGGAACUCACAGCUUAUUUCUCGGCCAGCUGAGAAGACAGUGAUAUUCUCAGGAGAAGACAUGGACCUGACCAAGACCUGUGUUGUCAAGGAUGGAGAGAAUGCUGAAAGUGAAUGUCCCGUUGGAGUGUUCGCCUCUGUCCCCUGCAAACCUCAUUUUCUUGAUAACAAAUCUACAUCUCCCAGUUUAAAUGAGCAGGAAGAAAUGGAAAUAACCAAGUGCCAUGCUGUUGUCAUUGAUGAUCAAGGCAAGAGGAUAACUGCAGAAGCAAAACAAAUGCAUUGUAAAAUAAUUCCAAGAAAGAACCAGAAUACAAAUGUCAGUGAAGGUGCAAAUUAUUCAGAUAUGGACAAGGAAAAUCGUGAGGUGAUCAGCACCAAUGGGAAUGUUAAAAGAAGCCAAGCUGUAAAAUUGAAUGCUGUGGAUCUUGAGGUGGUUGAAAAGCAGCUUGGAAAACCAAACUUUCAGGCAAGUGGUGCAAGUUCCUGUGCAAAGAGUGUGUGUCCACUGCAAGAGCAAAAGAGAGAAGUCCCUGAGAACAGUGUCACCAACUCCAGUGCAUUCGUGUCUUUGCAAAGUCAAAAAGUUAUGGCACAACCUUUGGGAAAAAAACACGUAAUCCCUUCAGUUUCCUGCACAAAUGACAGAACAGGCACAUUUUCAGGUGAGCAAAACAGUGACGUGAGCAAAACUCAUCCUCCUGCCUUUGCUGCUGCUCCUGUGAAUGCAGUACAAGAACAUGGGAAUAAUCAUAACCACAGUAAAGUGUUAUCCCAGCAGCUGCAGAACCAGACCUCCCAGUGCCCCGGCAGUUCUGCUGUAGGGGUCAGGAGUCAGACUGCAGCAGUAGAACAUGUGGCUUUGAAAAUGAACACCAAUAAUCAAACUGUUACUUCUUUGGCUCCAAAUGGUUCAUUUAUUCCCAGUAAUGAGCCUGCUCCCUCUGGAAUGAAAGGGAAUGAGCAGCGUGGAACAGCAUUAGGACUAAAUGCCAGCGGCCAAAGCUCAGGCAGGCCGGAGAAAGCACAUCCUAUGAAGGUAGGAAAUGAAGCUUUGCCAACUCGAGAAGAUUCUAGGAGAGGUUUUGCAGUUGAUACAAGAGUUUCUUCUGAGGAGGCUUUUAAAAGUCCCCACGGAGCUGGUGGCCUGUGCUCGAGGGGUGCUGAGGAGCCAGUUCAGGCCACUGCCUCUGAACCACACAUGGGACAUGCCCAAGUGCCUUCGUUCUUUGAGAAGUCAGUUGUGUUUCCCUCUGGUGAAAACAUGGACUUGACAGGAAACAUCAAUGCUACGUUAUCAGCAAGAAAAGCAGUACCUGGAUUCCAUGUUCAGGAUGAAAACAAAAUAAUGUCCUUAAGAAAAGGGGUCACAAUGACAGUGAAUCCUCAGGAGCAGCCUGUGUGUGAUGUGCACUCUUUGGUAUCUGGCAAGAAAACGUUAACCAUGAGUGAUUUAAAACAUCUGCCUCUUGCAGAUGAGGCAACAACCAUAUUCUCAGAAGAUGCUGACAUGGACAUCACCAGGAGCCACACAGUGUCAGCAGACAACAAAAUAACUGUGCAGCUUAGAAGUUCCAAUGAUGACCCAUCCUUAAUUGCUGGAGAUAAAACUUGUGUUUUUACCUACAAUAAUGAUAUGGAAAUAAGCAGACUGGAUACUGCUGUAAUUGAUAAACCUAUGGAAAAGGCUGCACCUCGAGGGAUACUUAACAUAGCUGAAAGGACUGGAAGGAAAAGCUUGAAGGGAACAGCAGGGGAAAAGACUGUUUUAUUUUCACUGAGUGAUGACAAUAAUGACAUGGAGAUCACAGAGAGCCACACGGCUGCUAUAGGCCAUGAAAUGGUCUUGCAGAAUGAGGGAGGGCUUCAAUCCCUCUCUGCAGCUCACCCCAUUAAAAGUGCUGUGUUCACAAGCAGCCAGGCUGACAUGGACACUACCAGGUCUUGCUCUGCUGAUAAAAUUGCUGUAAAAGUUGCAUGUGAUGAUAAACCAAAGUGGGAUAAGGCAGUUGCAGAGCAAGUGCUUUCAAAUGGUGAAGCUACUGUGUUUGCUCUGGAUGACAUGGACAUCACUAGAACCCACCAUGUAACUUUGGAAGAAGAUUCCCUGCGAGGCAGGCAGCCCCGUGGGGCUGUUCCUGUGACUCCCACAAUGAUGUUCACGGGUUACCAGGCUGAGAUGGAAAUAACUGAGUCUCACCCUGUUGAUCAAAGUGUUGCAAGAGGCUUUUGUGAGGACAGGCUGAAGCUGGCCCAGCAGCUCGAGCAGGAGGCUGUGGCAGGUUCCAAAACAGUCAUUUUCACUUUGGCUGAGGACAUGGAGAUCACUAAAGCUCAGACAGCUGUGGGGCAUGGUGAAAUGGUGCUGGGCAGAGAGGCCAUCCCAGCCAGGUCUGCAGCUCCUGCUGAUAAAACCAUUGUGUUCACCCACAACCAAGAUGAUAUGGAAAUAACUGCAUCCCACACUGUUGCUGUUAAUAACAAUAUCAGUGGAUUGGAGGACCAGGAGGCAUCACAGAAGAGCACUCAGCAAGCAGACUUGCAUCGUGGGUUGUCCUCUUGCAGAGAUGAAACAGAUUCCUCACAUCCAGGAGACCUGAAUGGUGAAUGUCCUCCAAAAUCUAAGGAUGAGCCUAGCAUUCCCUCUUCUGCCUCAUCAGCCUCAGUGUUCCCUAGUGAGAAAGGAGCUAUCCCAGACCCCAGUGGCACAUCACCAAAUCCUGUGUGUUCUGUCUCACUUUCAGAAGAGACCAUGGAUGUGGGGGCACCGCAGGAUCUGGGCCUUCCCAUGGGUAUUUCUGUCCCUGUGAGCAGGGAGCAGGAUCUCAUUCCACCAGAAAACCUGAACUCAAAGAGAAAAUCUUCCAGACUUCCAAGUAAGAGUCCCACGGAUUGUGGGGAAGAAAGUGGUGAUUUAACAUCCCAUGUUUCACUUCCCAAUCCAGCAAUGAAGGGUUCUCCAGAUGCAUGUAGUACACAGGGAAAACAAGGACUAGAAGAGGAUUCAUGUAGAGUUGAAGAUUUAGCUACAGACUUGGGCUUGGCUGGAGUAAAUCUUGUUACUGUCUCUAACAAGGAGUCAAAGGAAAACCAGGGGCUGUCAGCUGAGGGGGAGACACCACCAAAAGACUUUCAAAUCAACUCUGACCAAACAAAGCAACCUGUGGUCAGUGGCAGCCCAAGAGAUGUUGGAGAUCCCGCUCAUGCCUCUGACUUCUCAGGUAUUUUAAAUAUUUGUUCAAAACUGAAGAAUAUUAGAAGGAAAUCUGCAGUUUUACCUGUUUCUAAAACUGCUUUUUCUGACCAGCUGCCCAGUUCCUCAGCUCAGCCAGAGGAUACUUUGAGGGGAGGGAAAAAUACUCUAAAUGAACCAAGUAAUACCAAAGAGCAGGAGGACACAUGCCUUGAUUCUGGAGCUGCUCCCACAGAUGCACAUUUAGGCAUGGCCUUAAAGGGUCCAUACCAAGGAAUAAAUGUCCCUCUGGGCAUCUUCCAGCCUAAGUUACCCAACAGAAGGAAUCCUCCUGUUUCUAGUGUACAAGACACAAAUGCAAAGUCCUCAGGCAAAGGAGAAGCACCAGUUUCAGAAGUAACCACUGGUGAAACCCCAGGUUACAAGAAGUCCAUGAAGCAGAACUUCAGCCCCUCUCAGUUUAUAGCAGAAGAAUUUCUUCCUGUCUGCCUGGAAGAAAUGGAUUCAAAUGAAUUUGUAAACUCUGAGCUCAUGGAAAAUAACUGCAGUGAGAUAAACAAAAACCCAAUCUCCCACGAUGAAAAGAAUCAAACUGAAGAGACAAAAACUUGCAACACAAAAAGAUCUUUGGAACAAGAUGAGGAGGAUCCUCAAAGUCCAAAGAAGGCCAAGAGGGAUGAAAACUUGGAUGCUGAGACCUCUCCAGACCUGCAGGUAACUCUUGGUGCUGAGUCUCAAAGCCAAGCAGAAGUUCGCAAAGGGGAAGAGCCUCCAACUCUCUCAGCUAAAAGCCCUGACUGUACCCACGCCAGCACCAGCAGCUCUCUGGAUUCUGUUAAAGCCGAUGCAGAACUAACAAUCCAGCGAAGCAGUCGGAUGGAGUCUCAGCUUCUCAAUGACAGCAUCUGUGAGGAUAACUUACGGGAGAAAUUUCAGAGUGGUGUUAUCACAGUUGGGGAGUUUUUUACACUUCUUCAAGUCCACGUUCCAAUUCAGAAGCCCCGGCGGAGCCAUGUUCCAGCCAGUGGUGCAGUCAGUGCAGCUCCUACCCCACAAGACCUCAUGUACAGCCAGUAUGUGCAUCGCCCCAAGCUACAUAUUUAUGAAGAAGAUUGCCAGGCCCUUUCUCAGCUGAUAGAGGAGUUAAAACCAUGUGCAAAUGUCCAGGAUCAGCUCCUGGUGAAUGUGAAUAAGACUUUGUGGGAAGUAAUGAGAACCUGCUCUGAUGAAGAGCUGAAGAGCUUUGGAGCAGAAAUGAACAAAAUGAAAUCCUACUUUGCCAAAGAGAGUAAAAUCUUGGGUCACAACCAGAAGGUGACAUUAUACAGCAAAUUGCUGCAGAGUGCACAGGAACAACAUGGGAAGCUCCAGUCCAGAAUAGAGCAGGUGGAUGGAUUGCUGAAGGAGGCAGAGAGCUGCCUUGUUGCUUUGGGAACAGGUUCUGACUGGGAUGAAGGGGAAGCAGACAGUGGUGGCAAUGAUGAAAUGGCAGAAGGGAAAAACCUACAGGAAGAACUGGAAAACCUCAAAGCCCAAGAAGAGGAACUUCAAAGAGAACUGUCAGAACUGGAGACUGAGAAUGAGCAAAUGCUGGCUGAGAUGAACCAGCUAAAGAAGAAAGAAAAAAGCUGUCAGGAAAUCCUGGAGAAAUACGACUUCACUGAGUGGCAGAUUACAGAGUGGAGUGAACAACAGGCAGUCUUUAGUUUUCUUUAUGAUUCUAUUGAACUCACAGUGGUGUUUGGACCCCCAAUAGAUGGUGAUGUUUUUGGUGAAGAUCCUUCCAGAAAGAUAGUUAGCCUGAACUUUGAAUCCUUCUUGGAUGAGGAAAAAGCACCACCCUCCUCAUGUCUAGUCCAAAGACUCAUCUUCCAGUUCAUCGAAAGUCGGGGCUGCUGGCAGGAGAAGUGUCCCACACUGUACUACCUGCCCCAGGCUCUUCAUGACAUCUCUUUGGUGGUGAAUCGCUGCAAGAUCUUGGGAGAGGAGAUGGACUUUCUGGAGAGAUGGGGUGGAAAGUUCAAUCUUCUGAAGACAGAGAUCAAUGACACAAGGGUGAAGCUUUUGUUCUCUGCUUCAAAAGUUUUUGCCAAGUUUGGGUUGACCCUGUCUCUGUCUGCCACCUACCCCUCUGCUCCACUGCCUUUUACUUUCCAAAACCAAGUUGGGAAUAUUGGGGAGGAGGAGAUUUCUGCUGUUGUCUCCAAGGUACCAGUUGGUUACCACUAUCUGCGGAGGAUAGUCAGCUCCAUUCACCAGAGCUUGCUCCAGGACCCCAGAUGAUUCCCUGGAUCCACUGGCAGGACUGAGGAAGUCAGACUGCAUAUUCUUUGAUUUCAGUGUUGGGAGUUCAAGCUGUCUCUCCCCAGAACAGGAGUGCUUUACCUUUAGCUAUUCAGCUCUUUACUACUCUUGUCUAUUAAUGGGUUGAUAUCCAGGGUGCUUGGUGUAGGGCACAAGUUUUAUCAAAGCAGAGGACUCUAAAGAGGAGAUUGGGUUUAUCAAAGACAUAAGAAAUUCCUAUCUGCCUUUUACCUUCUUUCAGUUACCAGUGGCCUUGGCCUCCGUGUAUAGUCCGUCCCAGUAUGGAUGUUCUCCUGACAUAGGAUGUUAGUUUUGUUCUGGGUUGAUUUACAAAGCACUUGUUUAAACCAAUUAUGAGUAUUUGCUAAAUUAACAUGACUGGAAUUACCAUUAUCAUUCUUUACUCUGGUGUAACGUUUCAAGAGAGCCCAUCACGUUUGACUUCUAUUCAUUCCCUGGAUCCCCUCCCAAAAGACAGCAACUACAGUCCUGCUUCUGAUUAACAGAUACCUGUAAUAACUAACCAGGUGGCCAAAGGCAGAAACACUCUUGGCAUGAAGACUAAAGACCCUUAGGCUUGACCAUGGACUUGGUGGUGCAACAGACUGGAAGCCACUGGGGUCCAUCUGCACCUUGGACGCUUGUUCUGACAUUCUCUUUGUCCAGCACAGUCUCUGUGGGUUCCAGUACGUUGUCUGAGUUUGGAAUGUGUUAGUUUUAGUGAGGAGAUGGAGCUGUUUAAGUUCAGGUGGUUCUAACACCAUGUGCAGCCUCCAGUGCUGCUGUAUAUAUUCUGUAUAUUGUGUAGGAAUGGAUCUAACCCCAAGGGAGUGUAUUGUGUAGAAGUGCCUCCAGUUCUCAGCUUUCCCUUCUGGAGGCAGGAGCCAAUCUUUGUGUCUGUAAAAUAUGUUCUCGUGUGUUCGUGUUUAUCUGUUGUUGCCUUCUUACAGAUUUUCCUUCCGUUUGGAAGGUGGAAGUUCAUUAAACAUUUGAAUUAUUGCUCA